UAGGAGGCCGGCCUACCGGUCGACUUCCUGCUCCGCGCCCUCCUCCCUGCGGCGGGAGCGCGGGGCUUCCACUCCGCAACACUGGGCAGAGGGAGCCUACGGUGCGGGGCCCACGUGACCAUUUUCCCUGCCGCCCACCCCAGGUCCGGAGGCGGGGGCCGAGAGAAGGACUCCGGGCCGAGCCGCGGGGCGGGGCUCCAGCCUGUGACUCCACUGGAGCAACCUGAGCCGUAGGACGCGGCUCCUUGCGGCUGUCUGAGCUCCACGCGCCGCGAUGGGCCGGGCGAGCCGCUCCGCCGUCCUGCUGCGCGCGCUGCUGCUGCUGCUGCUUCUGCUGCCGCUGCGGGCGACGACGACGCGGGCGCUCGGCCCUCGGAUCAGUGUGCCGCUGGGCUCUGAAGAAAGGCUGGUUAGAAAAUUUGAAGCUGAAAACAUCUCCAACUACACAGCCCUUCUGCUGAGCCAGGAUGGCAAGACGCUGUAUGUGGGGGCCCGAGAGGCCCUCUUUGCACUUAACAGCAACCUCAGCUUCUUGCCAGGCGGGGAGUACCAAGAGCUGCUGUGGAGUGCAGAUGCUGACAGGAAGCAGCAGUGCAGCUUCAAGGGCAAGGACCCAAAGCGGGACUGUCAAAACUACAUCAAGAUCCUCCUGCCUCUCAACAGCAGCCACCUGCUCACCUGUGGCACCGCAGCCUUCAGCCCCCUGUGUGCUUACAUUAACACAGCGAGCUUUACUUUAGCCCAAGAUGAGGCCGGCAAUGUCCUCCUGGAGGAUGGCAAGGGCCGUUGUCCCUUUGACCCCAACUUCAAGUCCACGGCUCUGGUGGUUGAUGGUGAGCUGUACACUGGAACAGUCAGUAGCUUCCAGGGAAACGACCCAGCCAUUUCCAGGAGCCAGAGUCCCCGCCCCACCAAGACUGAGAGCUCCCUCAACUGGCUACAAGACCCUGCCUUUGUGGCCUCAGCCUACAUCCCUGAGAGCCUGGGCAGCCCGAUAGGGGAUGAUGAUAAGAUCUACUUCUUCUUCAGUGAGACGGGCCAGGAGUUUGAGUUCUUUGAGAACACCAUUGUGUCCCGAGUUGCCCGAGUCUGUAAGGGCGAUGAGGGCGGAGAGCGGGUGUUGCAGCAACGCUGGACCUCCUUCCUCAAGGCUCAGCUCCUGUGCUCCCGGCCCGAUGAUGGCUUUCCCUUUAACGUGCUACAAGAUGUCUUCACCCUGAACCCCAACCCUCAGGAUUGGCGCAAGACCCUUUUCUAUGGGGUCUUUACCUCCCAGUGGCACAGAGGGACCACAGAAGGCUCUGCUAUCUGUGUCUUCACCAUGAAUGAUGUGCAGAAGGCCUUUGAUGGCCUGUACAAGAAAGUAAACAGAGAGACACAGCAGUGGUAUACUGAGACCCACCUGGUGCCAACACCACGGCCAGGAGCGUGCAUCACCAACAGUGCCCGGGAACGGAAGAUCAACUCUUCCCUGCAGCUCCCAGACCGAGUGCUGAACUUCCUCAAGGAUCACUUCUUGAUGGAUGGGCAGGUCCGCAGCCGCCUGCUGCUGCUGCAGCCACAAGCCCGCUACCAGCGUGUAGCUGUGCACCGAGUGCCUGGCUUGCACAACACGUAUGAUGUCCUAUUUCUGGGCACUGGUGAUGGCCGCUUGCACAAGGCAGUGACCCUGGGCUCCAGAGUGCACAUCAUUGAGGAGCUGCGGGUCUUCCCUCAAGGACAGCCUGUGCAGAACCUGCUCUUGGACAGCCAUGGGGGACUGUUGUAUGCCUCCUCCCAUUCUGGGGUGGUGCAAGUGCCCGUAGCCAACUGCAGCCUGUACCCAACCUGUGGAGACUGCCUCCUGGCUCGAGACCCCUACUGCGCCUGGACGGGCUCUGCUUGCAGACUCGUUAGCCUCUACCAGUCCGAUCUGGCCUCCAGGCCAUGGAUCCAGGACAUUGAGGGUGCCAAUGCCAAGGAACUCUGCAAUAUUUCUUCAGCCAAGGGCCGGUCUAUUGUGCCAGGUAAGCCAUGUAAACGGGUCCAGAUCCAGCCAAACACAGUGAACACCCUGGCCUGCCCACUCCUCUCAAACCUGGCUACUCGGCUCUGGCUGCACAAUGGGGCCCCAGUCAAUGCCUCUGCCUCCUGCCGUGUGUUACCCACUGGGGACCUGCUGCUGGUGGGCAGCCAGCAGGGCUUGGGGGUGUUCCAGUGUUGGUCGAUAGAAGAAGGAUUCCGGCAGCUGGUGACUAGCUACUGCCCAGAGGUGAUGGAGGAUGGGGCAAUGGACCAAAAGGACCAACGUGAUGGUACCCCAGUCAUCAUCAACACAUCACGAGUGAGUGCACCGGCUGGUGGCAGGGCCAGCUGGGGUGCAGACAAGUCAUACUGGAACGAAUUCCUGGUAAUGUGUACUCUGUUUGGGUUUGCUGUGGUGCUUCUGGUUCUGUUCUUUCUCUACCGACAUCGGGAUGGCAUGAAACUCUUCCUAAAGCAGGGCGAAUGUGCCAGUGUGCACCCCAAGACUCGCCCUGGAGUGCUACCACCUGAGACCCGACCGCUCAAUGGUGUCGGCCCUCCUAGUAACCCACUUGACCACCGAGGCUACCAGGCCCUGUCGGACAGCUCCCCAGGGCCCCGAGUCUUUACUGAGUCAGAGAAGAGGCCACUGAGUAUCCAGGACAGCUUUGUGGAGGUGUCUCCCGUGUGUCCCCGGCCCCGAGUUCGACUUGGCUCUGAGAUCCGAGACUCUGUGGUAUGAGAGCUGACUUUAGCUGUGGCCACCCUGACCUCAGAGCUGUGAAUGUUCAGUGGAGGUCAGCUACCUCUGCUUCUCACAGAACAUAACCAUGGUACCAUGCCUGGGAGGCAGCUGGUAUCACAGCCCCAACAGCCCAGCCAGCUGGUUCCAGUGUCUGGCUAAAAAGAGGGCUGCCUCCAGGGGCCAGAGGGCCUUGUCUGGGUGGCAGAACUCUGCUACUUAACUGAGCCCUUUGUUUAAAACUGCAAAUGUGAAGCCAGAGCGAGAGGAAGGAGAGACAGACAAGGAACAGCCACUCCAAUUCAGCCUGCCGGGCUCUUGGGGACUUCUCCAAAGUGGCUUUGUGAGCCAGAGUUGGGAAUCCUUCCCCCACUGGACUAUUCUACCUUCCGCCUUACUCUGCUGCUGAGGCUACCCUUUCUCACUGCAGAAUCAGGGCCCUGCUCCAGCUUCAGCCAACCGAGGACGUAUCUGUGACCGCUGAUACCCUACCACCUCAGGGACCAGAGGGCUAAGCUGGCUCUGCAGCCCUCCUCACCAGACCCUGGGCUCAGUCCCAGUUCCCGGACUUCUCCGGCCUGUAUCAGGCUGUGGCCUCGAAAGCAAGGAAGUGACCCCAGGGGGAGUUGUGACAGAAGACUGUGGCCUGCUGUCCUUUUCCCAGUCAGAGAACUGUGUCCCCACCCACCUGUCUUCUAAUUCCAACAGACUUCUGGAUCCUCCCCGUUCCCUGUCCUAGUUCACCGUGCCCUUGCCUAUCACUCUAAGGGAUACUGACACUGCCCAUCACAAGGACCCUGAAUUUACAUGGGUUUUGUAUUUUUUUUUUAAAUAAGAUGCACUUUACUUUCUUUUUUAAAUAAAGUCUGACAAAUUAUAGUUAAUUGUG
This is a messenger RNA of Arvicanthis niloticus (Nile rat), 3635 nucleotides long. It is a transcript of the gene Sema4b, whose product is annotated as semaphorin 4B. Lineage: Eukaryota; Metazoa; Chordata; Mammalia; Rodentia; Muridae. Gene Ontology annotation, biological process: neural crest cell migration; axon guidance; positive regulation of cell migration. The record is from RefSeq and is a predicted model, not a curated record. Gene Ontology annotation, cellular component: plasma membrane. Gene Ontology annotation, molecular function: semaphorin receptor binding; chemorepellent activity.